This is a messenger RNA of Aspergillus thermomutatus, 1602 nucleotides long. RefSeq lists its product as uncharacterized. The transcript has a single exon. The coding region runs from base 1 to 1602 and encodes 533 amino acids. The record is from RefSeq and is a predicted model, not a curated record. NCBI's taxonomy places the organism in Eukaryota, Fungi, Ascomycota, Eurotiomycetes, Eurotiales, Aspergillaceae.
AUGGCUCAUCGACCUGAAGCUGCUAUCCCGACUGAUGUUCCUCCUUUUGCCAGGCCGUUGGCUCCUUACAUCCGAACUCGCCAGGAAGCUCUCCACAUCCGACAGGCUUUGACCUCAUACCUUCGUUCGCAAAUAGAUUUCGCGGAUCAUGACUCCGAAAAUCCCAAUUGUCAUUCCCAAUCUCAUCUUACCCUCUGCGUACCGCAGGAUGCUGUGGUCAAUGUCAAGCGAAUUCCAGCAGAGUUGACCGGGCUGAGGAAGGAAUACUUGCAAGCACUUCAGGCGAAUCUAGCCGCGCGGAAGGAGUAUGAAUCAUUGUCUGAGAAAGUCGCGUCGGCAAAAGAGAGAAGAAAAGGUUCAAAGACCGAGUCUCGAUCUAUCGACCACAGUUCAGAACUACAGACAUACCUCCGACUGCUUCGCGAUCGCCGUCGACAUGCGAAAUUGCAGGUCUUUCAGCAUUACCUACAAGAGCUCAAAGAACGAGACUUGAAUAUCUCCGAGCGCAUCGGUGACCGAGCGAGCCGAGACCAGCAAAUCGUGUCUUUGGAGAAGUCCGAGGAGGAAUGCAAAUCGACGGAACGUGGCGCAGACGAUGGCAUUGAAGGCUUGGUACAUAAACUGGAAAGGGCCGUGAUCCGUGUCAAGGCUCAACUGGAUCGAGAGAGAGAGCUGUUGGAGGAUUUGAAGUCGCAGCACGCGUCAGACAGUGAAGAUGUACCACCGGCAGUCAAAGUCGCGGCACUGCAGCGCACGCGGGAUGAGCUGGUACAAUGGGUUGAGGAGAAAUUAGUGAGCGUGGGUAACGCCGACGAUGCUCCAGUGCAGGAUCUUUCCCCCGAGGAGAUCGAGGAGUCCACACGGUUGGUCGAAGACCAAAAGGCAGAGAUUGCGGUGCAGUAUGUUGCCUACGUCGAAGCACGCAAGCUUUUGUUGGAUGCUGCUUCCCGGGCCUGUCAGCCUGUCACGAUGGCAUCUAUGAAGCCAUCACGCCAAUCGGUCGACCUGGGGAAGCUCGCAACUGGGGAUCGAUCAUCAGUGGAACCGUUGGAGGUUCUGUCUUUCGCAAGCGAGAUUCUCCUUCCACUAUCUAAGACGCAGCGAGCAUUGGCUCUGCAGAAGAACUACGUAUCGGGGAUGCUGACGAAGGAAAAGUCUACGACUCUCCGUAUUCUAAAUCGCUUGAGCGAUGAGAGUCACCUCCUUCCGGAGUACCCCCUCUUGACUCAUCAACCACGUUUCAAGCACAUCAAUUUGAGACAUGCGACGAGCGCGACUGACGAAGUUGUUACUUUAGCUGAAUCAUGGGCCUUCGCGUCCGAAGCGGCAGCGACGAGCGAACACCAGUACGUCGAAGAGAAGCUGGCAGAGGGCCAAGAGACGGCUACAGACGCAGAGCAUGUACUGCAGGAGGUAUACAGCAUGUUGAACCAGGAUCUCGAGGAGACCUUGCGAGAUACGCAGUCAUCAGAAGAGGACUCGAAUGACAUCUGGGCCUUUGAGGCUCGUUCGACUCGGUCUCGCACAAGGGCAACCCGAUCACAAAAGCAACUCCGAGGUCCAUGGGCCAAGCUCAAUGGACAAUUGGGUAUCGCUGAGUGA